Molecule: messenger RNA, 8954 nt
Organism: Dunckerocampus dactyliophorus (ringed pipefish)
Lineage: Eukaryota; Metazoa; Chordata; Actinopteri; Syngnathiformes; Syngnathidae
Gene: fndc3ba
Product: fibronectin type III domain containing 3Ba
Exons: 26
Coding region: 2177-5806 (1209 amino acids)
Molecular function (GO): protein binding
Source: RefSeq, a predicted model, not a curated record
UUUGCUUUGCUUUAUCAAGCCUGAAUGGCGUCCAUGUUGGGGAAAACUUUUUAUAUAAAGUGCGUGUGUGUGAGCGAGAGAGCGAGCGAGCGAGUGUGUGUGUGUGUGUGUGUGAGUUUGGAGAGCUGACGCCGGCAGUCUGAGCCACUUGGCUACUCGCGUCAAGGAAAAAAAAAGUUGCCUCGACUCUUUUUUAAUUCACUUUUCGCUCCUUUUACGCCGCGUUUUAAACCGACCGAGACGCAUUGUAACGCACUUAAACGUCACAAUUCCUCAUUUUGUACCCUUCAAUGCAAUCCGUGACGACUUUAUGUUUUUUUUUGCCUGACUUUUGGAUGGAGUGCGCACCAGGAGGUUACCAAACGUCCCCCCCACUGAGCCAAAGCUCAGCACCGUGUGGAUGUUUGCGUUUUGUAAGCCAUUAAAAGUCCACAAAAUAGUAUUUAUAUAUGAUAUUACAGCUGCUGUCUGCAUUGGAUUGCAUGAGAAGAGGUUUGUAGAAAGUGUACAAUGUCGGCAUUUAAUGCAACAGCGGGCAGGGAAAAAGUAUCCACUCCAGCAGAUCCUAGCAUUCCUUCCAGCCAGCCUCCCUCUCUCCUCUUUUUUUGCCUCCACCUCUUUCUCUCCCACUCAGAAACGACUACGUGUCUGUUUGUGCACCAACAUCUUUCCACCCCCCCCCCAUGCAGAAAUCUGCAAAGAAAAAAAGCAAAAAACACAAACACACACCACAUAAAAAAGGUCAAAGAGGUUGCAGAAAGGGUGCUUGAUAGCCGAAAGUAAGAAAGGAGAAUACAUAGAAAGUAUAGACACUAUGCACCCCCCCAGUCCCCUCCCCACUGUGAUGGACUCUGGAUCCAGGGGGCACAUUGGAGAAGAGAAAUAACACAUCACACAAGCUUACUUUUGUCAGUAGGGAGAAGAAAAAAGGAGAAGGGGAGAGAAAUCUGAUCCCAAAUACAUGACGUCAGAUGACAUUCCUUUGGUGGAAGGCUGAUGUGGCUGUGCGCUUUUUUUUUUUUUGCCUGAUAGCUGACUUUAAUGUAGGAAGGCGCUAGGCCGAGGCACGAUGAGGAUGAUGUAAUGUGACAAUCAUUUCCACUGUGGCUCUUAUUACGUAGUACUUAUUCAUUUUGGCGGAAAAUAGUGUUGCUUGUCUUGCGUUGUUCCUCAAACGUCUCAUUGAGGAAGUAGGCCCAUCAAAAGACGGUCCUGAUGUCCUGCUUCAUGCGUUGACGCUUUUCCACUGCGUGUAAUCUCCACUCGGCAAACAGCAAACCAUUGAAAACCACGGCACAUUGAUGCUGACAAACGAUGGAGGAGAACCAGGGUCUCCUGUAUGCUGAAGUGACAAGUUUUUAUCCAAGAGGACACUGAGGGCGGGAAGGAAAACACAGAGCGCAUCAGUCGAAACGGGACAUGCUUGCAAACAACAAUUAGCCAUUUACGCCUAAGGAGACAUAUGUUAUCCAUGUGGAGACUUAGGGCAAAGUCCUAACAAAACAUCCUAAGAAACAACAACAAUGGAUGAGGGUCUCCUGUUCGCACGUCUAAGGACAUAUUUCAUCCAAGGGGAGACUAGGGGGAGAGUAGUAACGAAACACGAACAACAACAAUGGAGGCAAAUUAGUAUUUACUACUAAGAAGACAUAUUUUAUCCAAGUGGAGACUGAGGGCACAAUCAUAACAAAACUCGCCAACAAAUUAGUCUCCUGUAUUUACUAUGUACGAUACAUAUUUUAUCCAAGGAAAGACUCAGUGCAGAAGAUAUACUAUAUUUUAUCCUAAAGGAGACUGAGGGCAGAGUCAUAACAAAAUAUGCUAGCAAAUAACAACAAUGGAGAAGAAGGUCUUCUGUAUGUAAUUCUAAGGAGAGAAAUUUUAUCCAAGGGGAGACGAAGGAGAGAGUUGUAGCGAAACAUGCUAACAACAACAAUGGAGGCAAAUUAGUGUUUACUAUUAAGAAGACAGAUUUGAUAUGUUUGAAAAGGAACAGGCGGAUAAAUGCCGGAUCUUUUCUUGUGGCUGUUUUUGCAGGAUCUCCGUGUGAAAGAGGUGUCAAUUCUGCAGCGGUUUACGCAAACCCAUUUAUGCCAAAUAGUACCCGGAAGUACCUCAUUUUCGUCAUGGAAAUGAACCAAUAGCGAGUAGGGCAGUUCAGUGAAUUUCUCCAUGAAUGUACGUCACAAUGAUGAUGACAGACCAGAUUCCACUGGACUUGGCUCCGCCCCCUCUCCUGAACGGGGAGGUCCCGCUCAUGCCUCACAUGGUUAACGGUGACGCAGCCCAGCAGGUGAUCCUGGUACAGGUGAACCCGGGGGAGACCUUCACCAUCCGAGCAGAGGACGGAUCACUGCAAUGCAUCCAGGGUCCUGCCGAGGUCCCCAUGAUGUCCCCCAAUGGGUCCAUCCCCCCCAUCCACGUGCCCCCAGGAUACAUCUCUCAGGUGCUGGAAGAUACCACCGGGGUCCGUCGGGUGGUGGUGACCCCCCAGUCCCCCGAGUGCUACCCUCCCUCCUACUCCCCUGCUUUGUCGCCCACACACCACCUGCCCCCCUACCUGGCCCACCCUCACUUCAUUCCAAACUCCCACUCUUUCUACCCGCCCGUCAGCCCGGGAGAGCUGCCCCACCACCAGUACUACCAGCACCACCUCCCCCCCAUGUACGGCGACCCAGAAAUCAUCCCGGUCUACGGCAUGUCCAACUUCAUCCGGGAGGAAACGUACAGUAAGCCCCAGCCCAAAAAGAUAAAGGAGCAGAGACAACUCGAGCGACAGAACCGACUCAACUCGCCGCCAUCCACGCUGUACAAGGGCAGCCUGGGGCCCGCACAUAACGGCUACAGCAGCAAAUCACACGCCCCGUCGCUCGGGUCAGUGGGGUCCGGGGGCGGAGUCGGCAGUCCGGGUGCGAAGAAACCAGAGAGGCGGCUCCGGAGCAGUCCACGGAACGGUGAACCAGAGGUGCACACGCAAGAUCAUGAUUCAGAGGGGAAACGUGUUCAAGACAUGUUGUCAACAAUCGACAAACCGCAGGUAUCUAAUGUGCAAGCCAGAGCUGCACGGUUGUCUUGGGCGCCCCCCACAGGCCUGGCGAGCCGACACGGUAACGGCAUGCCCGUGUCCUGCUCCUACGAGGUGUCUCUCUCGGAUAAAGGGCGUGACGGGAAGUACCGCCUUAUUUACAGUGGUGAAGAACUGGAGUAUCAUCUCAAAGAUCUAAGGCCAGCAACGGACUACCACGUACGGGUGUCUGCGAUGUACAACUCGGUCCGCGGCUCGUGCUCCGAGGCGGGCUCUUUCACCACGCACUGCAGUGUUCCCGACGUCCCGCUCGCCCCCAAACUUUCCCACCGCACCAAAAGCACCCUCACUUUACAGUGGAAGCCGCCAGGCGACAACGGAUCCAAAAUCACAAACUACCUGCUCGAGUGGGAUGAGGGCAAGAAGAACAGUGUUUUCCGGGAAUGUUACUUCGGAAGCCAGCGACACUGUAAGCUGACACGACUCUUCCCCGCCUGCGGUUACACCUUCAGGGUGGCCGCACACAACGACAUUGGCACAAGUGGCUUCAGCACGGAGGUGGUCUGCUACACCAUGGGCACCUUGCCCACCCUGCCUCUGGCCCCGCGUCUGGUCCGGGCCGGGGUGUCCUGGGUGACCCUGGAGUGGGGGCGACCAGAGGGCAGCCCCUGCGAGGAGCAGCUCAAGUACACACUCGAGAUCCAGGAGGACAACAGCGGAGCUGACUUUCACCCGAAGUACACUGGAGAAAACUUGACCUGUACUGUACAAGGCCUGAAGAGGAGCACGCAGUAUAAAUUCAGGCUGAUCGCGUCAAACAUGGAAGGCAAGAGCAGUCCCAGCGAGGUCCUGGUGUGCACCACCAAUCCCGACAAGCCGGGGCCGCCGUCCACACCCUGCGUCGUAGCGUCCACGCCCUACGCCCUCACAGUCACAUGGGAUCCCCCCCAGGACAACGGCGGCUCAGAAGCGCUCACGUAUUUGCUGGAGAUCUGCGAGGGAUGUUCGGAAGCGAGCCAAUGGGAGGUGGCGUACAGCGGUCCAUCAACAGAGUGUGUGUGCGAGCACCUGGCUCCGGGCACCGUGUACCACCUGCGGGUGUGCAGCAUCACCACCGGGGGGCACAGUCAGUGCACCGUUAGCGUUCCCGUCCGCACGUUAAGUGUGCCGCCGGGGCCCUGCCAGCCGCCGAGGAUUGUGGGUAAAGCCAAACACAAGGAGGUGCAGUUAGAGUGGGACUCUCCUGCCUCAGAGGUCGUGAGCGAGGCGUGCGUGUUCAGCCUGGAGAUGAGCGAGGGCGACGCCAAGCCAGCCGAAGUCUUCCACGGGCCGGAGCUGCAAUGCACCGUGGGUAGUCUGCUACCCGGGGCCACAUACAGCUUCAGACUGAGGGCUGCCAAUGAGGCCGGGUUCGGCGAGUACUCUGAGCUGACCGAGGUGACGACUGCAGUGGGUCCUCCUGGCCAGUGUGGGGCGCCACUCAUCAUUCUAACCAGUAACACCUGCGUCUCGCUCAACUGGGAGAGUCCAGAGGGUUCGGGUAGCGACAUAUCCGAGUACCGUCUGGAGUGGGGGCGGGAAGACGAGCCCAUGGAGCUCAUCUACUGCGGCUCGGCCACGCAGUGUGAAGUGUCGGACCUGACGCCCGCUACGGGCUACUGCUGCAGGCUACAGGCUGUCAAUCAAGCAGGGGCGGGGCCUCACAGUGAGCAGGUCGGUUUCCAGACGCCGGCCACCAUCCCCGACUCGGUCUCCUCCCUCGGCCUCCUGGACCUCCCGGCCUCCUCGGAGUCGGGCCAGUCGCGGUCCACCUGUCUCUUCCUGAAGUGGGAGGAGCCAAACAGCAACGGGGCGGAGAUCUCCUCCUACAUCAUCUCUCUGGAUGAGAGGACCAUCACGGUGGAGCCCACGACCGGUUACGUCGUCAGCGGUCUGCAGCCGGACAGCGAGUACAGCGUACAGAUCCAGGCGGUGAAUGCCAUCGGGUGCAGCCCCUCGAGUCCGGCCCUGCUGGCGAGGACGCACCCCUUGCCCCCGGCCCCGCCCCCUCUGGAGUGCUCGGCCGCCGGGCCGCAGAGCCUGAAGCUGAAGUGGGGCGAGAACGCCAGCAACACCCGCUCCCUGCUGGCCGACGACAUGUACUACACGCUGCAGAUGGAGGACAAAAACCACAGGUUCGUGACCAUCUACCGCGGGCCGAGCCACACCUACAAGGUGCAGAGACUGGUUGAGUCCAGCAGCUACACGUUCAGAAUACAGGCCAUCAGCGACGCCGGCGACGGCCCCUUCUCUGACAGCCACACCUUCUGCACCACCAAGUCUGUGCCCCCCGCCCUCAAAGCUCCCAGAGUGCACCAGCUGGAGGGGAACGCGUGCGAGAUCACAUGGGAGACCAUCCCGCCAAUGAGAGGCGAUCCUGUCAGCUAUGUGCUCCAGGUGCUGGUGGGACGUGAGUCGGAAUACAAGCAGGUGUUCAAGGGUGAGGAGGGCGUGUUCCAGAUCUCGGGCCUCCAGGUCAACACGGACUACCGCUUCCGUGUGGGCGCCUGCCGCCGCUGCCAGGACUCGUGCCAGGAACUGUGCGGCCCGCUCAGCCCCUCCUCCCUGUUCACGCUGCGGCGCCAGGAGGCGGCGGCAUCGGGCGAGCCGUGCGCCGCCGACGCCGCCAAGGGCUCGGGCCUGAUGUCGAGCGACGAGCGCUUUGCGGCGCUCAUCGUGUGCGUCUUUGCCGGCUUGUCCAUCCUCAUCGCCUGCUUGCUGCAGUACUUCUUCAUGAAGUGAGGGAAUCUUUGUUUUUGUUUUUUUGCUACAGGAUAGAAAGAGAAAUCCAAGAGAAUUUUUUUUGUUUGUUUUAAAGAAAUCACGUCGGAUGAAAUCGAAACACUUGAGACGCUCUCGUAAGGCUUUUGUGUCGUCGGCUUCCUCACGUUGUCGCUCCAUUUGUUCUCCUCAAAGCCUCGUCGGAAACUGAUAAUCAAGCCUUAAAACAGCAAGCAGUUCCUCCGACUGACUUGCAUGUUUUUUUUCUUUUUUUUACGAUUUUUGGAAAAAAUACUCAACUUUCUGCUUCAUUGCCUUGAUUUCAUUUUUUUUUCUUAUUCAGCGUUUAAUUUUUGGUGUUGUUUGCUGCCAUCUCCAUCCAUUCAGCCAUAUUCUCAUGUCUGCUCAUUCAAAGCUUUAGCUGUGCAUACUGGAUUCCUCAACACACACACAUACACGCCAACGUCAGCGCUCCGCUUCUUAACGCUCGCUCGGCCGCCAAAGUGAUGCAAUCCAUGCGUGACGUAAGAUGCUGCUAUCCUGUGAUGAUGUUUUUUCUCUACCAUUAUUUUAUCGCUCUAACUGCAGAAAGAAUGGACAACCAGUUAUCUAAUAUAAAUAGAUAUAGAAAUAUAUAUAUAUAUAUAUAUAUAUAUAUAUAUAUAUAUAUAUAAAUAUAUAUACAGUACAUCGUAUUUUUAAACAAAUAGCUAUGGAAGUGAUGUUAAGCGGUGGACGGUCCGAAGCGAGCCUCACACAACCGGUGCCGUAAUUUUGCAGACGCUACCAGUCGGGGCAUUAAACUGGACCCUCCUCUUGUAAGCUUAUGUGAAUGUGUGUAUUUAAAGCCCCCCCACCCAACUCCCCACCCUCGCCGCGCUCUCUCGCUUCUUAAUCGAUCCCUCAUUUAAAAGGUGCUUUAUCGAUAAGUCAUCAGAGGCUAAUAUUCACUAACCAAACGAGCCUUUCGACAAGACACAGGGCAUUCUAACCCACCCCCCUGCCCUUCCCCGUCCCCUUCCCUCGUCCCUUAAAAACAAAACAUCAAAGCCAAGGUACACCCCAGCCGACCCCCACCACACUCAUCCAAAGAGGUCGCCCUGACCCGUAUGAAAUAGUGUCAUUGAGGCCUGUAACGUACCUCAGGGAAAAGGCCUUCAAAGAAGAGGAGGGGCGUGGGGGGCGCGUAGUAGACGGACCGCCCUCUUUCCCGUGUCCGCCGCCGCUCUCGCCCUCCUCGUCUUCCGCUUUUGCGUCGUGUCCGCCGUGCCUUUUUGCGAGUAGCUCACUUUUUCUUUUUUCUUUUUUUUGCCAAAGUCGAUGGGAAAAUUAAGGUUAGUUUGUAGGGUUUUUUUUUUAUUUAUACUAUAUAUUUGCAUACAGUACUUUACAUGCCAAUUACAGUGCAAUCUUCAUUUAUUUAUUGUUUAAAAGAUUAAGAGACAAGUGUAGUUAUAUACUAAUUUUUUUUUCUCUUUGUAGCAUGUUUUUUUUUUUAAUGGAUGUAUGUUAGAUUGAAUGAUUUAAGGCCAGCAUUCCUUAUCUCGGUAACCCUUUAAGUAUUUCUCUUACAGUCGUUGGGAUCCUGCAGUUGACACAUUAUAAACAUGUAACCAAAUACAUAUGUACUGUUUUGUUUUAUUUUCAUCUCUUUGUUUGGGCCACGCUCAGCCAAGUAGUGAUACUUAGAAAAGACAUGUAGCAAGAAAUGUCCCUGUAACUUUGGCCUCUUUUUUAUUUUUAUUUUGUGUUAUAAUGAAGCUUCUGAUGUUUUAUUUUAGCCAAAGUGCAGGCUUCACUCAAUGUUUUGACCAAGGGUUCUGUGAUAUUCUUCUGUAACACAACAGCAUUAUUAUUAUGAUUAUUUUUUAUUAUUGUUACUAUUACUCUCUGAAAAUGACAAAAAAAAUUAACUUGAUCUGUGAUUAUGCUUUUUUUUCAUGUUUUUUUUUGUAAAGCAACAUGUGCCAUUUUCCAAACGUUUCACCCCCUAGAGAGGAAAAGAUAUAGUUUCGUACCGGAAGCGACGUCAUACUGAAGACAAAAAAGGCUAAAAACAAUCAACAUGGUGGACUAUGGAUUUAAUUAACAAGUUUAUUGACGAGUACUUGUUUGGGCUAGUGCUGGCGUAGUAUAGAGAGUGGUUUGUUUUUCUAUCCAUUUUUUUCUAAGAGAUGAUAUACAGAUAUAUCUAUAGAGCUAUAGGUGAAUACAUUAUAACUAACCGAGUUGAAGCACUUUUAUAUUGUCGAGCAUUAGCUAGCUAGCAGUCUUGAUAGGGAGGGUGUUAGCCAGCAAGCUAGCAGUCAUUGAUGGUGGGGAUGUUAGCCUGCGAACGAACGAGCGAGGUAGAGGAGAAGUUGUGUGGUUUUCCGGUCCGGUUCUGAUCUAAACACUACUGCCAGUCCGUUACAUUCGUCGCUCGGUGUGUUGUUGUUUUGUUUUUUUUUAAUUUGCAGCGUCACGGCACAGCGCAUGUAAACGAUAAUACGGAAGUACAGUUCGUCGGAGGGGAGGGACUACGCAUGUGCACUCCACCCCUCACCCUGUUGCAUUGUGACGUGACAGGUAAUGAGGCGUCCCGUUUAUUUGUUAUAUAUGGGCAGGGUACUCCCCUUUUUAUGUGUGUGUGUGUUUUUUAAUAUAUAUAUUUUUCAAUUAUUGUUGACUCGACUCCCCUACCCAUUCAACAUUAUACAACUAUGGGUCCAUGCAGCAACACCCUCACAUCAGUGCCUUCUGAUUUUAUUUGUAGUUCUCUCUUUCUUUUUGUUUUUGUUAGGCUUUGUACCGUUUUUACAGCGAGUAGAUUUUUUUUUUCGACUGAGCGAUUUGCCACCAUGUGACACGAACACACACAGGUAUUUCACUAUUUUUUUAAGCGAAAAAUGAAUUUUACCUCACGAUUUUAAGAAGUGAACAUUCCAAGGUUGUCAUGGUCUACAAAUUUGAAAAGAAUUUUAAGAAAAAAAAAGAAAUUCAUACAUUUCUUCUUCUUGUAUUGUAAAUGUUAGACAAUUUCAUAUGCAUUAUAUAAAAGAAACUGCCAUAUCAAUGUUAAUGUAUAGAUUUUUUUUUGCAAAUACUACCCUAUGUAUGUAAGACGUAACUGUAUCGGUAGCGUAUAUAUAAUAUAUUUAUGCCCAAUAAAUGUUUAAUUUUUUUCUGA